Molecule: messenger RNA, 905 nt
Organism: Paramecium sonneborni
Lineage: Eukaryota; Ciliophora; Oligohymenophorea; Peniculida; Parameciidae
Source: the annotation of a GenBank genome assembly
AUGUAGAUUAGUAAACUACCAUUGUUAGAUUAAACUUUAUCAUCUUAAAAAAUACUACCUAGCAAAACUAAAAUAAACAAUGAAAAUCCAAAUGGUGUAAGUGUUUAGAAAGGGUAUAGAUAGCCUAAUGUACUAAACACAAGAAGACAAUUAAGUAUAAUGAAGCAAACAACUGAAGGCAAGAAAUUGAUAACUAUUUAAAAUGAUGAACCAAUUUAAAAAAGAGUUAAUGCAGGAAAGUCCUAAUCUGAGGGCUAAAUAAUUGAGAAACUACAUCAAGAGUUUGAUCAAAAAUAUUAAGAAUAAGUAAAUAAGAUUUAUUUAAGAUAGGUUAGGAUUAUUGAGGAUAUAAAAUCAGAGAAUGUAAAAUUAAAAAUGCAAUUAGAAGAAUAGGAAUAAUAAAUAAUAUAUUUAAAGUUAAUAAAUAAUGAUCUAAGAUAAUAAAUAGAUAAUUCUAGUUUAGCAUAAUAAUUGAAGAAAUUAGAGAUAGAAUAUAAGGAUACUUAUAGAAGAAUGGAUGACACUCUAAGAAAAGCAAUAGAUGAAAAUUAUGAAAGCCAAAUAAAAUUGAAAAAUCUAUCAAUAAAAUAAUAACAAUUAGAAUAAUUUACAGUAAAUAAAAAUAAUAAUGAUAUAGUUUUCUUUAAGACAACAACUUACAUGCAAAUUCUGCAAGAAAGAAUUAUAAAAUACUAUUACUGUGAUUCCAUGUGCACAUAACUAUUGUUAGAGAUGUGUUUCUGGAUAUUUAGGAAGAUGUUUUGCUUGUAAUGAUGAAGUAAACAUUAAAUUAAAUUACUAAUUUUUAGAAUCGUGUUUAGGCUACAUAUCAUAAUGAAUACAUUAGCGAUUUAAUAAAUAUGUAUAAAAUAUUUGAGAAUAUAAUGAAUAUAUUAAAAACUUGA